UCUGUUUCAUUGUGUGUGCGUGUCUGUGUGUGUGUGUCUCUGAUUUGUGCAUGUCAAUGUCUUUAUUACUGUGUAAUGGAUGAGGUAGGGACCCGGAGUCCCCUGAGAGGGCCAGCCGGUAUAAAGCCAAUGAGCAUUGAACCACACGAAGGAAACACUCAGCCUCUCCGAGGACUGUGAACGGCCCGAACCACAAAGCUUUGCUUUGAUCAAGAGGACUGCUGUAAAGAGAACAGCAGACUGGCCAGGCAAACAGCGACAACCAGCCGGGAGAAUUUCACAGAGCAUCAAUCAGAAUCUCUGCCCCCCACCAGAGAUCUGGACUAUUACCUGUAUAGAAUGGAUGGGGUUCCUCAGGUGAGGCGCGCCCUCACUUUGCCACGCUGUGCCGAGACUAGGGGUUCCAGCUGCGCCAAAGCUCCCCAGGUCACUGGGGUCAAAGUUCAGCUGGAGAUGCAAGCCCUAUGGCAACAGUUUGACCAGCUUGGUACUGAGAUGAUCGUCACCAAGGCCGGCAGGAGAAUGUUCCCCACCUUCCAGGUACACAUCUCUGGCAUGGACCCGGCAGCGGACUACGUGUUGCUCAUGGACUUCAUCCCUGUGGAUGACAAGAGAUACAGAUAUGCCUUCCACAGUUCCUCUUGGUUGGUGGCGGCUCGGGCAGAUGUGGCUACCCCAGGGAGGAUGCACUUCCACCCAGACUCCCCGGCCAAAGGCUCCCAGUGGAUGAAACAGACCGUCUCCUUCGACGCACUCAAACUGACCAACAAUCUGCUGGAUGACAACGGACACAUGAUUCUGAACUCCAUGCACCGCUACCAGCCUCGAUUCCAUGUGGUUUACGUGGACCCGCGACAGGACAGCCAGCUUCAUGCCCACCGGAACUUCUGCACAUUCUCCUUUCCUGAAACGCGGUUCAUAGCCGUCACUGCCUACCAGAACCACAGGAUCACACAAUUGAAGAUAGCCAGUAACCCCUUUGCCAAGGGCUUCCGAACUACUGAUCCUGACGAGUGGGCAGGCAACACCAGGUCGAUGCCUCUAUCCCAAUCCACCUGGCAGCCACAGGAUGGCAGACAUGAGCCUGGCAGUGGGCUGGGAGAGCAGCCAACAGAGAACCAGAAGGCUCUAUCAAGAGAAGAAGAUCCCAAUGGCGUCUCCCUGUCAGCAAAUUACUGUGACCCGGUUCAGCAUGGCAGGCAAGACACCAGCAGUAGCAGUGACAAAAAGGAGGCGGAGAAUAAUCUUUUUCCAUCCUCGACUUUCAUCCCCUUUCCCACCCUCUGGGAAUGUCCAAGCAUGUCUGAUAGACUUCCAUUUCUUCCAUAGUUCCAUUACUACAGAUCUUCGCAGUCCACAUUCUCCUUCAACGUGAGACUCACUGGGAAGGUUUCAAAUGCACACUCCUAAGGAGACAAAGAGUAAGGAAAGCGAGUGUGAUAUCCAGUUCUCUCUUUCUCAUGAUUUCUUACUAUCUAAAUGAACAUGUUCUUUUGUGAGGUCAAUCAUUUAUCCUACUUUCUUCAGUGGAUUCGUCUUGAGCUUUUGAUUUUAAAUGUCACUUUUUGUAAAGAAGUAUAUGGAUAUGAAUGGCUCA
Esox lucius (northern pike) is the source of this 1597-nucleotide messenger RNA. Its product is annotated as T-box transcription factor TBX1. The record is from RefSeq and is a predicted model, not a curated record. Gene Ontology annotation, cellular component: nucleus. The coding region runs from base 340 to 1329 and encodes 329 amino acids. NCBI's taxonomy places the organism in Eukaryota, Metazoa, Chordata, Actinopteri, Esociformes, Esocidae. Gene Ontology annotation, molecular function: RNA polymerase II cis-regulatory region sequence-specific DNA binding; DNA-binding transcription factor activity, RNA polymerase II-specific. Gene Ontology annotation, biological process: regulation of transcription by RNA polymerase II; positive regulation of DNA-templated transcription; cell fate specification. The transcript is spliced from 8 exons.